AUGUCCAAACCAACAGUUCUAUUGAUCGGGGACCUGACCCAUACCAACAAAGAGUGGGAGGCAUUCAGCUCAAAAUAUGAGCUGAAAGAAUUCCGCAAGGGCACGCGAGAGCAGUUCCUGGCCAACUGCAAAUCGGGCGAAUACGACGGUGUUGUUGCCUUGUAUCGUUCCAAUACGUCGACCUCCCAGACAGGACCUUUUGACCAAGAGCUGGUGGCUGCGCUUCCCAAAUCUUUGAGAUACAUUUGUCACAACGGAGCGGGCUAUGACAAUAUCGAUGUGGACGCAUGCACAAACAAAGGCCUCCGGGUCUCCAGCACUCCGAUUGCGGUCGACGAUGCAACGGCUGAUGUUGGUAUUUUCCUGCUGUUAGGCGCCCUCCGACAAGCGUGGAUACCUUUGACGGCGAUCAAAGCGGGCAAAUGGAAAGGCAACACGCCUCUUGGACAUGAUCCCAAGGGCAAGACUCUUGGGAUUUUGGGUAUGGGUGGUAUCGGCAGGGCAAUGGCGAAGCGUGCGCGAGCCUUCGGAAUGAAGAUUGCCUACCAUAACAGAUCCAGGCUGUCGCCGGAGUUGGAGGACGGUGCAACAUAUCUCAGCUUUGAGGAAUUGCUCGCUCAGUCCGAUGUCCUCAGCCUCAACCUCGCCCUCAAUGCUAAGACUCGUCACAUCAUAUCCGCUCGAGAGAUUGCCAAGAUGAAGGAUGGCGUGGUCAUUGUCAAUACGGCUCGAGGUGCCUUGAUCAACGAGAAAGAUCUCGUUGCAGCGCUAGAGAGUGGAAAAGUAUCGUCGGUGGGACUGGAUGUUUUUGAGGAAGAACCAAAAGUCGAGGAGGGACUCUUGAAGAAUGACCGAGCGUUCAUUGUGCCGCAUAUUGGCACGAACACUUAUGAAACACAAAGAGAGAUGGAGCUGUUGGUGCUGCACAAUCUAGAGAGCGCAGUUGACAAGGGCAAGCUGUUGACCCCGAUACCGGAACAAAAGGACAAGCUGAGUGGGCAUUUAUGA
This is a messenger RNA of Exophiala dermatitidis NIH/UT8656, 1008 nucleotides long. RefSeq names its product D-3-phosphoglycerate dehydrogenase. The transcript has 2 exons. Lineage: Eukaryota; Fungi; Ascomycota; Eurotiomycetes; Chaetothyriales; Herpotrichiellaceae. Gene Ontology annotation, cellular component: cytosol. Gene Ontology annotation, molecular function: glyoxylate reductase (NADPH) activity; NAD binding; hydroxypyruvate reductase [NAD(P)H] activity. Bases 1 to 1008 code for a protein of 335 amino acids. The record is from RefSeq and is a predicted model, not a curated record.